Messenger RNA from Capsicum annuum, 612 nucleotides. RefSeq names its product probable protein phosphatase 2C 33. The transcript is spliced from 3 exons. Gene Ontology annotation, biological process: protein dephosphorylation. The coding region runs from base 1 to 612 and encodes 203 amino acids. Gene Ontology annotation, molecular function: protein serine/threonine phosphatase activity. NCBI's taxonomy places the organism in Eukaryota, Viridiplantae, Streptophyta, Magnoliopsida, Solanales, Solanaceae. The record is from RefSeq and is a predicted model, not a curated record.
AUGGGGAGUAGCCUAUAUCCCGAGGAUGCUUUCCUCAUCGUUGGUGAGGAGUCGAUACUCUCUAUUGAUAUUGAAGAGACUGAAAUGCACCUAGAGGUAUUUCAAACAUUGAAGGAGUCAUUUCUGAAGGCUUAUAAGGUUAUGGAUAGAGAACUCAGAAGCUAUAUGAAUAUCAAUUGCUUCUGUAGUGGAACAACAACUGGUAAGAAUCUUGUUAUUGGUAAUAUUGGGGACUCUAGAGCUGUGCUGGCUAUGAGAGGCGAGGAUGAUUCUCUCACUGUAGUGCAAUUGACAGUAGACCUUAAGCCGGAUUUACCAGAAUCUGAUAUUGAUCAAUUUGAUGCAUAUUACCAAGCUGCCAGAGGAGAAAAGAAGCGAAGAGUAUUUGGUCUUGGAUCUGAAGCAAAGAGAUACUACGGGCAAACUCUUUGUGUUUCUUGUGGAAAGACAUCAUCUUCAGCUUCUCAUGAAUUUUGUUUAGCUUUUGUUAUCUUUGGUAUUGUGGAUGAUGUGGGUUUUUUUAAGGAUAGUUGGUUGAUGUUUGGUGCUAUGGAAGUCUUGGACAUAAUUAUGUGUUUAGAUGUUGCUAUGUUUGGUAUUGUGGAUGUUUAG